GUCGUCGGCGUCGCGGAAAACAGUUUGCCAUGCGACUUGGUCGAGUCGAAACCAUCGUCGUCGACUCGCGUUUCUACCACCACCUUUAUAAAAGAGCUAGUUGGAACGUGCUUCUUCUUCAACGAACGACUUUAACCAACUCGUAUCACAAAAAUAGUAAUCAAAAAUUUACCUAAAAUUGUGCGCGAAAAUUAUUUCAAAUUUUCAAAAUUCUUUUAUUGGGUUUCGAAUCAAAAAUUCUUUAAAUUCUUUUUUUGUUUUGUGAAUUUUCUUUUUGUUGUGUGUCGCGCGGUGAGAGUGUGCGGGGCGCCGCGUCCUGCUGUACACCUUGUGAAAGUUGCCGUUACGCAGGACUUAAAAGAGAGGAGGAAUAAAAUAGUUGUUUGCAAUUUUUUUUUUUUGCGACAAAGUGUAAUGUGACUUUUGAGAUAGACAAAAAAAAAUAUGAGCUCUCAAGUGUUACACGUGGUUCAUGAAAAAGAUCCGUGGAUCGUUGAAGAAGACGAUCACUGGUUCGAAGAAAAUUCUAAUGAAAAUGCCGAAAAGAAAACCAGACGAAAAUCGUGGCACGCGAUUAAAUUUGAAAGGAAACGUAAAAAGGGCAUUAUUGAAAAUGCGCCACCGAUAGGUGAAGUUAGACAGAAAAGACCUUCUUGGUGGAAUAUUUUUGCUGGACAACAAUGGCCUAGGACUCGGAGAGCCUCGCAGGAUAUUGGCCAAGUUAGUACUAGAAAUCCAGACCAAAUUCCUUUUAGGAGUAAGAGCAGGAGCGUGGAUCAUGGUAUAACGGCACCAUUCGACUUGGAAGCCCUGCGAGCUAAAGUUGAUGGUCAUUUAGAGAGAAAUCUAGAAAUAGACGGUUCCACGACCAGCUUAACGGAACGUAGAAAAGCCGGGCCGCCGGAAAACACAACUACAUACACGGUGGCCGAUCGAGACACUCUAACCUCAGUAGCGGCUCGAUUUGACACGACUCCGUCUGAAUUAACCAAAUUGAAUCGUUUACAUACCACUUUUAUCUUUCCUGGUCAACAACUUUACGUGCCAUUACGGGAAACUGCUGAAAACGACUCUGACGGUAGUACGCCCAUUGAAGAUACCCACGAUGAUUUACCACCUGAAGAAAAGGAAUUGUUAGACAACCUGAGACCUGUCAGUCCUAAACCGGGGCAUGCGGAACGUAUCCGCACCCCGUCCGGUCCCACCGGAUCCACAGAAAAUGAGGAGGAAUCAGCUGUUUAUAAGAGAUUCCUUAAAAUCAACGUAAAACAUAUUACAGAUGGACAGGGUGUUGUGAGCGGAGUACUUUUAGUAACUCCCAAUGCUGUUAUGUUUGAUCCUAAUGUUUCUGAUCCUCUGGUUAUUGAACAUGGUCCUGAAUCGUAUGGAGUUAUUGCCCCUAUGGAAUUCGUGGUUAAUGCUGCUAUUUAUAACGAUAUUGCACAUAUGAGAGUAGGUCAUGUUAGCAACAGUGGAACAGAAAAACCUGAAAUAUAUUAUCCAAAGCCUGAAAAAGAACAGAAUGAUUCAUUGCUAGUCAAGGACGAAACGUUUCCUGAAUUAAUUACAGGAGAUGAUGCUGAAUCGGUAUGUUCCUGCACUGAAAGGGAAGGAGAUGCGUUUCCAAAGGCUUUCGAACGAGACUUAGUCACACCGACCAACUUAGAAGACACCGAAUCGCAUGUGAAAACAGCGGAAGAACGACGAAAAUCAUUACUUGAUCAUCAUUGGGCAAUUCCUUCAAAAGACAGAGCUUCAAUUGAUACAGAAGAUUUAUCGGUUCCUUCAUCCGCUCUUUUACAACAUGAAGAGCCAGCUGAGAACGAGGAGAUGUUGGUCAAGUCGAGCUGUCACGAUUCGGGAAUUGAUAUCAGAGAAACCUCUGCACCAUUACCUUCCCCACCUGCUGUUGUACCUGCACCUACCAAAAAGAUAUAUAGUGAUGCCGAUAUAGUUUUAUCAAAGGAUUGGGUUCCUCCGAUCACCAUAGCCCCAACGCAUAUAACGACGAGCGAAACGGAAAGUCCUGCUAGGAAAAAAACGUCGUCUGUUUCUUUUAGUAUAGAUUGUCCUUCGGAUUCAACUGAUCCAAAUAAUUCAAGUUUAGAUGGAAAGAAUGAAGCAGAGAAAUUGGAAACUAGAAAAAAUAAGAUGUUAAAACGGUUAUCCUACCCACUAUCUUGGAUGGAUACAUUUAGCAACGAAAAAGAGGACGAAAAACCAACUUCAGCACAUCCCCAUUCAGCAGCUGACGUCCAUCAUUCCUCGGUAUUCUCAAAGGUUUUCUCCAGCUCGCCGAUUAACCUGGUCGAUUUCGGCACGGGUCUAUUCUUGAGCAAGACGCCGUCGGAAGAGAGCGGUGGUUCUGGCGGUCCCCAUUCGGGCGGAAGCGGGGGCCCGCCUCUUACACCGGCCACCGGCGGUUCGGUUGAUCCGGAUGGCUCCGCUAGCUUCUUUCCAACUAACAUUAUUAGCUCUGUCGGUGCUACCGUCGGCGCGACCGUUGGUGCUGUUGGUGACGCCGUCGGUGCCUCCGUUAACGCUGUCGGCGGGGCAGUUAAUGCUGUAGGCGGUGCUGUUAACGCAGUUGGGGCUACUGUUGGUGCCGUCGGGCGGUCGUCUGUUGGGACAAUUAUGAAACAAUCGACGGAUUCCUCAAAAGUGUCAAAAGCUCCCCCUCCAAAGCUUGAUUAUCGGUCAAUGGUUUCUGUGGAUGAUAUGCCAGAACUCUUCCUUUCGUUUGACAAGUUAAUUCCGAGACCGGCAAGAUCAUGCGACGAUCCUCCGCUUUACUUAAGGCUACGAAUGGGGAAACCAAUAGAUAAACCAAUACCUAGAAAUACUCCACUAAUGAGUUAUGGAAAAAAGAAGAUGAGACCGGAGUAUUGGUUUAGUGUACCAAAGAAUAAAGUAGAUGAAGUUUAUACGUUCCUAAAUGUUUGGGUUCCACAUUUAUAUGGGGAAUUAUCAGAAGAACAGAUACAAGCGAGAGGUUUAGUCGAAUUAGAUACAGAGCUUUGGACUGAAGAACCUCAACAGACGGGAAGUCGUCAUGGAAGUCAAGAUGGGGAACUCUCCGAUUUAACCAGGGAAAGUUGGGAGCUCAUCAAGGCCCCUUAUGUUAAGAUCUACAGCAUCAUCAAGACGCAGACCAUGUCGGCCGAUGGCAGUGACGAGGUUUUGCCCAUGUCCGACGAGCUACGCAAAGCCACUUACAUUUCGGAACCAUCCUUGGACGUCGAUUUAUCACCACCAGAUCUCGUCGGCGCUACCGAAAUACUUACAGAUACCCAUCGCGAAGCGUUGUGCAGACAUUUACCAGCUAGGGCGGAAGGAUACGUUUGGACUCUCGUUUUUAGUACGAGCCAACAUGGAUUUAGCUUAAACUCAAUGUAUCGAAAAAUGUAUAAAUUGGAAUCACCAAUUUUACUUGUUAUUGAAGACACAGACAAUAAUGUGUUUGGUGCAUUAACAUCCUGCGCUUUACAAGUAUCAGAUCAUUUUUAUGGUACUGGUGAAUCAUUAUUAUUCCGUUUUAGUCCAGAAUUCCAGGUAUACAACUGGACUGGUGAAAAUUUAUAUUUCAUUAAAGGUAACAACGAGAGUUUGAGUAUUGGAGCUGGUGAUGGAAAAUUUGGUUUAUGGCUCGAUGGGGAUUUGUAUCAAGGCCGUUCGGAACCGUGCCAAACGUACGGAAAUGAGCCAUUAACGCCGAACGUGGACUUUGUGGUUAAAACGUUGGAAUGUUGGGCUUUUAUUUAAAUUAAUUUACCUUUUCGUAUAUUAGCCAUCUAUGAUUUUCUUCGAUAUUAGGGUCAUUUUAGUUGAGUAUUUUUGACGAUGAGACGGGGAAGAGGAGCGUGCUCAAUAGGCGAGAAAUGAAAUUCUAUUUAAAAAAGUUUAAUGGGGAGAGAAAAAGAGGGAGGCGCCACGUAGAAUACGCUAUUAUUGCUGAAAACAAAACGUGGGACGGUGUAGACACUUACCGCACAAUUGUUAACAAAUUAUUAAUAACAAGAUGCUUAUAUUAGAUUCCUGCUACCAUCCACUAUUGUUAUCUUCGUGUUAUUAUUGUCGUAUUUAUUGUUUAAUUGAUUUCUAUAAGAAAUUGAUAAAAGAUGUUGGAUACAACUUUUCUUUUCUAAUGUAGUUUUUUAUUUAUGGGAUUCAAAAGCUAUGAGUUUAUCAAUGUAGUAUUUUAUUUCCUUUUGUAUAAUCCUGUAUAUAAAAUAAUGUAUACUGUCGGUUAGAAAAAUAUUAGAUGAAACCAGGUUUCUUUAAAUAUUUUCAUAACCUGACGGUUUUUAUAAAAUAGCACUGAUGAAUUUUCACCACACUGUUAACCAAUUGUUAUCCUCUUCUUUAAAUAAUUUAUGAAAUAAGUAUUUUACUCAUUAAGAUUUUAUUUCUAUGUAUUAUAUUAAGAAUUAAAAAAAAACAGAAAAAGCUGACCGAAAACUCUAGUGAUAUGCAUGUACUAAUCAAAAAAAAAAAAAUAAAAAAUAUGUGAUUUAAUUUGAAACAAAUAUAUUAUUUAAGAUUACACACAAUA
Onthophagus taurus is the source of this 4552-nucleotide messenger RNA. It is a transcript of the gene mtd, whose product is annotated as TLD domain-containing protein mustard. Gene Ontology annotation, biological process: response to oxidative stress. The record is from RefSeq and is a predicted model, not a curated record. Lineage: Eukaryota; Metazoa; Arthropoda; Insecta; Coleoptera; Scarabaeidae. Gene Ontology annotation, cellular component: nucleus.